Molecule: messenger RNA, 6534 nt
Organism: Trichoderma atroviride IMI 206040
Lineage: Eukaryota; Fungi; Ascomycota; Sordariomycetes; Hypocreales; Hypocreaceae
Source: RefSeq, a predicted model, not a curated record
AUGGCAACUACAGACGCUCAAAAGCUGCUGGCGGGAAUCAGGACGGCUUUCCAGCAACUACGCGAAGGAUCAACCGAGCGCAUAUUGGGAGACCUGACACCUACCAUAUCUACCAACAAGCCGAAGCUCGAGCUAUGGAAUUCGAAUUUACCCCGAAAUAUUAAGGAGAAAAUCCAUCACCUGAUCUCCGAUCAAGCGCGAAAUGAACCCUUGGCUCCAGCCAUGAUGUCCUGGGACGGGGAGAUGAAUUUCCGUCAGCUUGACCAUAUUUCCACUCAAUUGGGGGAAUACCUUAAUUGUCUGGGAUAUGGGGCUAAAUCUAUCAUUCCUGUCUGCUUCGAAAAGUCGAUGUGGUAUAUCAUCGCUGUUCUAGGGACGCUGAAGGCUGGCGCCGCGUUUCUACCCUUGGACCCAUCCCAGCCUAUUGGACGUCUGCAUGAGAUAGUCGGCCAAGUACAAGCCGACGUUUGUUUGGUCUCUAAAGAAACCGGCUCGCUCUUCCCAGCCCCACAGUUUAAAACUAUCCCGGUUUCUCAGGAUGGCUGGCCGCGCAAUGCCAACGAUGGCCUUUACUUGUCGAAGGCAGAUAUUACAGGCGAUCCAGAAGUUCCAAGGGAUCCAUCCAACCUGGCGUACAUAAUAUUUACCUCUGGAAGUACGGGAAAGCCGAAAGGCGUAAUGAUUGAACACGACUCGUUCUGCUCUGGAGCUUGUGUGCGAGCAGAGCUGAUACAUCGAAACAAAGACUCGCGAGUCUUUAGCUUCUCGUCAUACAGCUUUGAUACGAGUAUUGAAGACGUACUGACGACUUUGAUCGUUGGUGGUUGUGUCUGUAUUCCUUCUGAGUAUGAGUCCAAAAAUGAAUUGGCCGAAGCCAUCCGGCGUUAUCGUGCCAAUACUCUCGAUACGACACCAUCGGCAGUUGCUGCAAUAUCUCCAGAGGAUACGCCAGGACUCACAACAAUAAUCCUAGGAGGGGAGGCAAUGACUGCCGAUAAUGUGGCCAAAUGGGCAUCUCGAGUGACUCUGAUCAACACCUACGGGCCAAGCGAAUGUUCUAUCGUCAGUACAGUGGCUCCCCCGGCAGCGGUGGAUACGGAUCCAUCUAACAUUGGCCGCGGCAUCGGCUGUAUUACUUGGAUUGUGGAUGAGAAUGACCAUGAAAGACUCAUGCCUAUUGGCGAAGUAGGAGAGCUCCUCAUAGAGGGGCCAAUUGUUGGGCGCGGCUACCACGGGGACGCAAGCCACGAAGCCUUCCUUUGCAAUACGAAAUGGCGUUCGACCUUCAAUUUGAAACCGAGCUGGAGGUUUUAUAAGACUGGCGACCUCGCCCGAUAUGCAACUGACGGAUCUAUUGUGUUUGUGGGAAGAAAAGACAGCCAAUGCAAAAUCCGGGGCCAGCGCGUCGAAGUUGCCGAGAUUGAAUAUAGGUUGCGAGAUGGCGUUGCGCACGAGCAGGUAGCAGUCGAGUGCAUUCCCAUUCCAGGACUGGGGCCUACGAUUGUCGGGUUUCUAGGAGAUAAAGCAAAGGAUGAAAGCAGUGACGCUGUACUUCACACGGCAGGUUCACUGCCCCCAGCGUUGAGCAGCAUCCAGUCUCAUCUUUUGACUCAUCUACCUACAUAUAUGGUUCCCUCAUUUUACGUUGAGGUUGGACAUUUCCCCAUGCAAAUAUCUGGAAAGCUUGGUCGCGGAGCGCUAAGGAGCAUUUUCAUGAAGCUUUACAAAACGCAAUGUAGCACUCGCAAUGCAGUAGCUGCAGCAGAAAGUGCGAAACAGCCUCAGCAUUUCAUUGGGAUAGCCCUUCAAACUCUCUGGGCCCGGCAACUGGGCAUCAGGGCGACCAGCAUAGGUCUCCAUGAUACAUUCUUCGCCCUUGGUGGGAACUCUCUCAAAGCCAUGCAACUUGUCACCCAAUGCAGGAAAGCCGGCCUUUCUUUAACGGUAGAGGAUAUUUUCAAGGGUCCAAGUCUUGAAAAAAUGACUGCCUCAGUUCUCUCCCGUACCAGUGCUACUACGAUGCCCGUCUCUGAUGGUCAAAAUAACGCAAAACUCUCACGACUCCGUGACACUCUUCCCACGGUCGACAACGUGACCAUUCAAGAAGUUUGCGCGGCCUGUGGGAUAACAGCCAACCUCAUACAAUAUGUAUAUCCGUGCUCGCCGUUGCAAGAAUCAUUCAUGCGGGGAAGCCUGCAUCAGCCAGGGUCAUACAUCGCCACUCAUAUCUUCAAGAUUGUUGAUGACGCAGAUCCACACAAGUUGGUUGAAGCAUGGUCUACAAUAGCCAAGGAUAGUUGCAUCCUCCGAACAAGAUUGGUACAGACUGAGUCUGCAGGUCUAGUGCAGGUCGUUCUUCACGAGAAAUUGGUAUGGAAAAAAGCAGCAACACUUGACGAAUGCCGCCGCAACUCUGAGCCCAUGGCUAUACAAUCUGGCUCUCCUCUGUCCCAGCUGUACUUGGUGGAGGGUGAAGAGUCCUACUUGGCCUGGACUGCACAUCAUGCCAUCUAUGAUGCUUGGAUGCUGGAUCAACUAACUGAAGCUCUUCGGGCGGCAUAUACUGGCACCUGGGUCCGCCCAAAAGCUGAGUAUCGCGAUUACAUCCGCUACAUCAAGACAUUGGAUUCUGACGCGACUCGCCAAUUUUGGAAGACUCAGCUGGCAUCACCGUCUUCCGCUGGUCGUUUCGUCAAACAAGACCAACGACGCCAUACUCUACGAAUGGAACGCUCACUCGAACAGACUGUCCAAGUUACAUUUCCCAAUACGUCCAACCUUGCAUUCUCAACAUAUAUUCGCGCGGCCUGGGCAUUGACGGUCUCGGAGUAUGGAGAAUCCGAAGACGUGAUAUUUGGGAUAGUUUUGGCCGGACGCGCAAUACAACUCGCAGAUGUGGACACAAUCAUGGCCCCAACAAUUGCCACUGCACCCUUGAGAAUUCAGCUUGACAGGAAAUCUACGAUCACUAAUUUUCUUCAGCUUGUGCAGAACCAAAGUGCCUCAGUCAUGCCGCACGAGCAGUUUGGUGUUCAAAACAUCAAAGAGUUAAACCAAGACUGUUGGGAAGCUUGUGAUUUUGAAUCGCUAUUAGACAUACAUCCCAUGGUUGAUCAUGUGCAGCCCAACACAAUCAUUGAACUUGAAAGCUCUCGAAAUGACUCUCAAUCAUUUCACACUCACCCUCUAGUGCUGACAUGCCGUCCGAAUCAAAAGAGUCUCGACUUGGAAUGCGUUUUUGACGAGAGUAUGGUUGAUCAAACGCAAGCUUUGCAAAUGGUGCAUCACUUUGCCCAUAUGCUGCGACAGCUCGUCCAUAUAGACGGGCUUCAGUCUUUGACUCAAUUAGACACUGAAGCACUGCUUCAUCAGUGGAAUUCCACCGAAUACUGCGCUGUCCAAAAUUUCGUCCAUGAGAAGGUGCGAGCACAGGUGAUGUUGGACGCCAAGCGUCCGGCAAUCGAGGCCUGGGAUGGAAAUUUCACGUACGGGGAGCUUGAUAUUGUAUCAUCAAGAUUGGCUGUUUACCUGCAAGACAUUGGAGUCGGUGACAAGCCCAUCAUACCACUCUGCUUCAGUAAAUCGGCAUGGGCCGUUGUUGCGAUGCUUGCAGUCCUCAAAAUCGGAGGAGCUUACGCCGCUCUCGAUCCAUCACACCCUUCAGAGAGGCUUAGAAUGAUGGUUAACCAUACAAAAGCGACACUUGUGCUGGCAGGAAAAGAACACGCGGCAAUGUUUGACGGCCAGGUCGAGCAUGUCGUGGUUCUGCAUGAUUUGCUCUUGGCAGAACUCCCUCAACCUCCGAUCAAGUUGGAGCUCAAGGCGCCUCUCGACCCUCAGGACGCAGCGCUGAUUGUAUUUACUUCUGGCUCUACCGGUGUCCCCAAAGGAGUCGUUCUACAACAUGACGCGUUCUGCACACUCGCCGACGGAAUGGCUGCAGAAAUGAACUUUAGCGCAGAUAGUCGAGUCCUACAGUUCGCCGCAUAUGCAUUCGACGUCAGUAGCAGCGAAAUAUUUUUGACACUGAUUCAUGGCGGAUGCUGUUGCAUUCCUUCCGACGCAGACCGUCUGAGUAAUCUCGCCGGUGUCAUCGCAGACUUCAGGAUCAACUGGCUCUAUCUUACGCCAACAGUUGCGAACCUUGUCUUGCCUGAAGAUGUCGAGAACGUCAAAACUCUUGUUCUUGGGGGCGAGGCUGCCAGGCAGGAGCUUAUUGACAAGUUUGCUAAUCGUACUUGCCUGAUUAACAGUUACGGGCCUGCCGAAGGUACUAUCUGGCCAUCAAUGGCCAAGUUCAGCGCAAGCUCAUCACCCUCAGAUAUUGGGUCCGGAACACGGUGCCACAUGUGGCUGGUGGACCCAAAUAAUCAUGACCAGCUUGUCCCGAUUGGCGUACCGGGUGAGAUACUGCUGGAGGGCCCCAUGGUUGCCCGCGGGUAUCUCUUUGAUGAAGCCAAGACGAAGGCAGUUUUUAUUGACCCGCCAAAUUGGGCUACGCCCCGACGAGAUGGACUCCGACGCAGGUUUUACAAGGUUGGAGAUAUGGCUCGACAGAAAGCUGACGGGACUCUGAGCUUCUUGGGCCGAAAAGACACGCAAGUCAAGCUACGAGGUCAACGGAUAGAGCUCGGCGAGAUUGAAUUCCGCAUUGCCAAAAACUCUCAAACCAUCAAGGCUGCCGCGGUCGAGGUUGCUAAUCUGAACAGGCAAUCGCAAGUCCUGGUAGCUUUCGUCAGUUUCUCAGGCAAUGUGGACAUAUGCUAUGAGAACAAUAUUGGCGCGGUGACAACACCAAUACGCAAUGACUUACUAGCUUUGCAAGAGAGCCUAUCAAAGCAUCUGCCGCCAUAUAUGAUACCCUCGUUCUACAUCCCACUCGAGCAAUUACCAAAGACAUUAUCCCAAAAACUAGAUAGGCGCGCUCUCAGGACUUUGUUCGAGAACAUUCCGCGAUCGAACCUGAAAGAGUAUUCGCUUUCACUUCAUUCGACAAGAAAAGCAUCUUCGCCUCUAGAACGACAGGUCCAGUCACUUUGGGCUAGGAUACUGAAUAUUAAGCCCCAAGAUAUUGGUAUGCAUGAUAGUCCUGUAAGACUGGGUGCUAACUCCUUGACGGCAAUCCAAGCUUCCACACUGGCCAGAAAAGAGGGCUUGAACAUGCCGGUGACCGCAAUCCUUCGUGCAAAGAGCUUAGCUGAAAUAUGCGAUGCUACUUCGCCGAUUAGACAUCUGGAAGAACAGCCAUUGGAAGCAUUUGGCCUCCUCAAAAAAGGAGACAAGUCAGACUUCAAAAUACUCAUGGCCGAGAUUGAAGACCAAUGCAAUGUCGAUCAGGCCCAAAUCGAGGAUGCAUACCCCUGCACACCUCUCCAGGAAGGAAUGAUUUUGCACUCGGAGAACCGGCCAGGCUCCUACGUUGCACAGCGAAUAUUCCGACUUGACCCAGCAAUUGACGUUGCAAGGUUCAGAAGCGCUUGGUGCAAUGUUGCAAAGGGUUGUGACAUUCUCCGGACUCGUAUAGUCUCAUCGGAGGCGUGGGGCCUAGUGCAGACGGUAUUGGACGAGACAAUUGUUUGGGCCGAAACACAAGAUCUCCAGACUUACCUUCAUAAGGAUCAAAACUUGGCUUUUGACUUUGGAGCUCCGCUUAUGCGAUUUUGUAUUGCCGAAGGGUGUGAUAAUGCGGUUCGCCUAUUCAUUUGGACAACCCAUCACGCUGCGUACGAUGGCUGGACGAUAAAUCUCCUCUUGCGCCUGGUAGACCAACAAUACCACGAGGGCUCCAUCCCAUCGCCGCCUCGAUUUGCCGUGUUUAUGCAAAGCAUUCUUUCCGCUAAACAAUCUGAGUCAACAACAUUUUGGGCACAGCUGCUGAACGGUUUUGUAUCUCCAGGUUCCAAGUUGGUUAAACCCUCAGUUGACAAGAGCCCGCUGUCGAAGACUGUGAAGCACUCUAUUCAGGACUUCGGUAUAGGUCGUUGUCCAGUCACUGGGCCUUCGUUGAUUCGAGCUGCCUGGGGUCUUCUGCUUGGAAGUUAUUACGACUCACGAGACGUUACGUUUGGAACCGUCACCAACGGUCGCAGCACUGCAGUCCUUGGAAUUAUGGACUUGUGUGGCCCUACAAUGUCCAUCAUCCCAACGAGGGUUAAAAUUGAUGAUGAAAUGAACCUACAUUCCUUCCUUGUCAGGAUUCAGAACCAAGGCCUUGAGGCAAUACCGUUUGCGCAGUAUGGCAUGCAGUAUAUUCAAAGGAUCGAUCCCAGCACACGAGCUGCAUGCCAAUUCGAGACUCUGCUCGACAUUGACAUUCAGAACGACAAAGACAUUCCAGAUCUCUUCGGCUCCGAAGAACGCUCAAGGACUGUGGAGGCUUUCCACACUUAUGCCAUUGUCUUGGGCGCCAGAAUCACCAGUGACAGGCUCGAGUUUGAAAUGGAAUUCGAUUCUCGCCGGAUCUCGGAAAGUCACAUACACGGCAUCCUGAGGCAUCUGGAACGGAUAAUCCAACAGCUAAAAAAUAGCUCAGAC